UUUUGAAUUAUUGAAAAAUUCAACAAAUUGACUGAGAUAUGGCAAUUCUAAUGAGAGUGACUUUUAUGGUCCAGACUUUGCAUUACAGAAGUGCACAAUUAAGGCGGGGUCCUCAUAUGUAGUUUUUUCAUUAGCCAUCAGAAUAAUACAAAACUUUGGCCCCGUUUUUUGUUGUUGUUGUUGUUUUGUUCAUAGCAAAUGAUUUGAGCUCAUCAAAGCUGAUGAAAACUAUUGGGAUUUGUAGUGAAAUUCGCAUUUCCAUGGAAACAGAUGUUGGAUAACACCUGCAUACGAUAAACCCUAAUUUUAAUUUUAAUUUGUAAUGUUUGUAUAUACUCAGACAUUGAUGCAGUAAAUUUUGGAAGCAUAAUAGUUAAAAACAUAUUCACUGAUAAAAUGGUGCAAGCUCUCAGCAAUCUCUGGUCAAAAUUCUUGCCGUGCCACUGGUGCUCCUUGCAGAUUUGCAGGAAUCAGCAGUGAUGGCAGAGGUCAGUAGCAGCCCAGUGGCCGUCACUCCACCCUCGUUGGAGGAGAAGCCCGUUGACCUCUCCCGUGAUUCCCAAGAUGAUGCUGCCAAGCCUGAUGCUCAAGCUGAAGAGGAGGGCGAGGCAGCUCCUGACCCUGGCAUGUACCGCUACAUCAAAGAAGACCUGUUCACAUCCGAGAUCUACAAAGUGGAGAUCAGGAAUCUGCCCAAGUUCGUAGGCUUCAAUGACCUGAAGAAGUUCCUGGCCAAACACGGCCUUAACCCGCACAAAAUCAAGCUGUUCGGCAGGCAGACGUUUGCUUUCGUCACCUUUAAGAAUGAGGAGGAGCGUGACAAAGCCAUGAAGAUGGUGCACGGCAUGCAGUGGAAGGGCCAGGUGCUGAGUGUCAAGCUGGCCAAACCCAAGGCAGACCCCAUCCUGAGGAAGAGGAAGACGGAGGAGGGGGGAAGUGCAGGAGGGCACCCCCCAUCCAAACGAACAGAGGGGGAUGAGGAAGAGGAGGCGCUCAGUGUCCAGAUAGCCAAUGUGGUGACUCCUCUGUGGAACGUGCCUUAUGAAGAGCAGCUGAGGAGGAAGGAGCAGGAGGUGGUGGCGGUUCUGCAGAAGUUGGCCAAAGAGAUCGGCAGCACCAACAAAGCCAUGGUGCCAUGGCUGUUUGCACAGAAGGGGAAAUACAACAACAUGUGCUGUCCUCUGGAAGCCAUUCGACCGUCUCCUACACAGACAGAGUACAGAAACAAGUGUGAGUUCCUCAUAUCGGUGGGUGCAGAUGGCGAGGAUAAAACCAUCGGUUUCCGCCUGGGGAAAUACAAAGGAGGCUCCUGUGCUGUGGUGGGGCCGGCUGAUACGUGCCACGUGCCGGCUGAGGCCAAGAAGGUCGUCAGCGAGUUUCAGAAGUUCAUCAGGACAACUCCAUACUCUGUGUACAGCCCUGAGACAUAUGAAGGACACUGGAAGCAGCUGACUGUACGUACUACGAGGACCAAACAAGCCAUGGCCAUGGUGUUCUUCAAUCCACAGAAACUCGAGGAAAAGGAACUCAGUGCUUUAAAGACUUCCAUGAAGGAGUACUUCACAGAAGGAGAGGGGAAAGACAGCGGAGUGACCUCUCUGUACUUUGUUAGAGAGGGCCAAAGGAAAUCUCCAAACCCAGAGGAUCUCCCCUGUGAGCUGGUGGCUGGAGAGACCUGCAUUCAGGAAGAAAUGCUGGGUUUAAAAUUCAGGAUUUCUCCUCAUUCAUUCUUCCAGGUGAAUACAGGAGCUGCAGAGGUGCUCUACUCUGCUGUGGGGGAAUGGGCCCAGCUGGAUCAGGACAGCACAGUACUGGAUGUGUGCUGUGGGACAGGAACCAUUGGCAUCUCUCUGGCUAAGAGAGUAAAAAAGGUGAUUGGGAUCGAGAUGUGCCAGGAAGCAGUGGAGGAUGCCAAAGUUAAUGCAAAGCUCAACGGUCUUAGUAAUGUUGAGUUUCACUGUGGAAAAGCCGAGGAUGUCUUCCCCAGCAUCCUCAAUGCACUCGUUUCACCCAACAUCACAGCCAUCGUGGAUCCACCGAGAGCAGGCCUACACUCCAAGGUGGUACUCGCCAUCAGGAGAGCAGAGCAUUUAAAGAGGCUGGUUUAUGUGUCGUGCAAUGCCAAGGCAGCAAUGACCAACUUCAUUGAUCUGUGCAGAGCUCCAUCAAACAGAGUUCACGGAGCUCCAUUCCGUCCAGUACGAUCCAUGACUGUGGAUCUGUUCCCUCAGACCAUGCAUUUCGAGAUGCUUCUGCUGCUCGAGCGGGUGGACUACAGUGAAGAUGCAGCUUUUUAGUUGGAGAAAUGGGUCCCGUGCAGUUUGUUUAAUUGGGCUUCCUCUGCUAAAUGUAUCCGCGGUACUCUAACAUUUUAAGAGCAACAUUUGUCAUUUACCUAUUUGUAAAGCACCAAACAGUAACACAAGUUACCAUCUAGCUAAAUCCUAAUUUCACAGUACUGAGUGAUAAUUGCAAUGUCCUUUGGCAUGAACUUUUGUUAGCUGUGACCUUCAUUUCAAACUAACACGGUUUUCUGUUGUUACAAGCCAGAAGUGGCUACCAUGAUUAAAAAGCUUAAUAAAGCACCACCUCAGUUAACUUCCUGUUUAGUUUUGAUCCUUCAGUCACUGAAUAAACAAAAGCUCUUCUA
Molecule: messenger RNA, 2650 nt
Organism: Archocentrus centrarchus (flier cichlid)
Lineage: Eukaryota; Metazoa; Chordata; Actinopteri; Cichliformes; Cichlidae
Gene: trmt2a
Product: tRNA methyltransferase 2A
Exons: 12
Coding region: 480-2297 (605 amino acids)
Biological process (GO): RNA processing
Molecular function (GO): RNA methyltransferase activity; RNA binding
Source: RefSeq, a predicted model, not a curated record